This is a messenger RNA of Hypanus sabinus (Atlantic stingray), 3418 nucleotides long. It is a transcript of the gene cpt1ab, whose product is annotated as carnitine palmitoyltransferase 1Ab (liver). Lineage: Eukaryota; Metazoa; Chordata; Chondrichthyes; Myliobatiformes; Dasyatidae. Bases 491 to 2809 code for a protein of 772 amino acids. Gene Ontology annotation, molecular function: carnitine O-palmitoyltransferase activity. The transcript has 20 exons. Gene Ontology annotation, biological process: fatty acid metabolic process; carnitine metabolic process. Gene Ontology annotation, cellular component: mitochondrion. The record is from RefSeq and is a predicted model, not a curated record.
UCACUCCCUCUCACCUCUCCCUCUCACUCAUCUCUCCCCGCCCCCUCUGUCCCUCCCUCUCUUUCCCUCCUCCUGGCACUAUGACAUCCAGUGGAUCUGUGUGUGUUGUGUUGAUGUCUGUAUUCCUGUCUGCCAGGCACCAGAUAAUUUUCCAACAUAUCCCGGUUCUGUCUGAUGCGGAUUGGUCUUCAUUGAUUUCACUCUUAUUUCGAGGCUGUGAGGGUUUGGUGCUGAGAUCAAGCUAACUGAUGGUGGUUACCAUAAUUUUUUCCUUCCCUUGGUGAGCCACUUCUGUUUAAAAGAGGAAACACGUUUUGAGCUUCCUGUUGUAGUUGCUGAGAGUAUCAUAUCGGCAGCAACAGUGACUAAUUCCGGAGAGAGAGAGAACAAAGUGUUUGUUAACUCCGUCACUGUGCCCUAAUUUUCCAUUGAUGCAAAGAAAAACUUCGUGCAGAGCCUGAGUCGAAAGCCUUCGGGCUGACAACCCCAGAUGGCAGAAGCUCACCAGGCCGUGGCAUUUCAGUUCACCGUCACCCCGGAUGGCAUCGACUUGCAGCUGAGCCAUGAGGCGCUGAAACAAGUCUACUUGUCUGGUCUGCGGUCGUGGAAGAAACGUCUCCGACGGUACAAAAAUGGGAUCCUGACGGGGGUUUAUCCUGCCAGCCCCUCCAGCUGGCUCUUCGUGGUGGUGGCUGUGAUUGCAACGAUGUACGCCCGUGUCGACCCUUCUCUGGGAAUGAUCGAGAAGAUCCGGGGUCACCUGCCUACCAAUGGUUACCUGUCCAACCAGAGUGAGAACAUCCUGAGUGGUCUGCUCUUCGGGACGGGGCUCUGGAUUGCCUUGGUCUUCACCAUGCGCCAGACACUGAAGCUGCUUCUUUCCUAUCACGGCUGGAUGUACGUCGCACAUGGCAAAACCCCAGGCCACAUCAAGCUCUGGAUGCUGAUGGUGAAGAUCUUCUCUGGCCGUAAGCCCCUGACGUACAGUUUCCAGACUUCUCUGCCCCGACUUCCUGUACCAGCUGUCAAGGACACCAUGAGAAAGUACCUGGAGUCUGUCCGUCCAGUCCUGACUGACGAGAAUUUCAAGCGGAUGCAGGCGCUGGCUCGGGACUUUGAGCUGAAGGAGGGACCGAGGCUUCAAUGGUAUCUGAAGCUCAAAUCCUGGUGGGCCACCAACUAUGUCAGUGACUGGUGGGAGGAAUACAUCUAUCUGCGAGGACGCGGGCCCAUCAUGGUCAACAGCAAUUACUACGCAAUGGAUUACCUGUACAUUAUUCCAACACAUUUGCAGGCGGCUCGAGCAGGGAACACCAUCCAUGCCAUGUUGCUUUAUCGCCGUAAACUUGACCGUGAGGAAAUCCGCCCUCUUAUGGGUCAAAGUUCAAUCCCCAUGUGCUCCUCCCAGUACGAGCGUAUGUACAAUACCUGCCGUAUUCCAGGGUUAGAGACAGACACCCUGCACCACCUGAAGGAUAGCAAGCACAUUGUGGUCUAUCACAGGGGUCGAUACUUCAAGGUCUGGCUCUACCACAGUGGCCGGCUGCUCAAGCCUUGUGAGAUUCAGGUGCAGAUGCAGAAGAUCCUGGACGACGUGUCAGAGCCUCAGCCUGGGGAGGAGAAGCUGGCGGCUCUCACUGCUGGUGACAGGGUGCCCUGGGCCAAAGCUCGCCUUUCCUUCUUCAGUCGGGGGAAGAAUAAGAUGUCAUUGGAGGCCAUCGAGAAGGCAGCUUUCUUUGUGACGCUGGAUGACACUGAACAGGGGUUCAGGAAGGAGGACCCAAUAGCAUCGCUGGAUAACUACGCAAAAUCCCUGCUGCAUGGCAAGUGUUAUGACAGGUGGUUUGACAAGUCCUUGAGUUUUAUCAUCUUCAAGAACGGUAAAGUGGGCCUGAAUGCCGAACACUCCUGGGCGGAUGCUCCCAUCAUCGGCCACUUGUGGGAGUACUUGUUGGCCACCGACCAGUUUCAGCUUGGAUACACAGAGGAGGGGAACUGCAAGGGAAUGCCUAAUCCCAGGAUCUCUGCUCCCCAGCGGCUGCAGUGGGAGAUUGAAGAACCGUGCCAGGAAGUCAUCAAUCAGUCCCUGAGUGUUGCCCAGCAGCUUGCCAAUGAUGUGGACUUCCACUCUUUCCCCUUUGACAAGUUUGGGAAGGGGCUAAUCAAGCGGUGCCGGAUCAGUCCUGACGCCUUUGUCCAAAUGGCACUACAACUGGCCCACUACCAGGACAAAGGUAAAUUCUGUCUGACAUAUGAGGCCUCGAUGACCCGCCUGUUCAGAGAGGGUCGCACGGAGACCGUCCGUUCUUGCACCAGUCAGUCGACAAAGUUUGUGCUGGCCAUGGUAGACCCCACUCAGACGAGUGAAGAGAAGUUGAAGUUGUUCAAACUGGCAGCAGAGAAGCACCAGAACAUGUACCGUCUAGCUAUGACCGGCGGUGGCAUCGACCGCCACCUCUUCUGCCUUUACGUGGUGUCCAAGUACCUGGGGCUGGACUCCCCAUUCCUGAAAGAGGUCCUAUCCGAGCCAUGGAAACUCUCCACCAGCCAGACUCCACAUCAGCAAGUUGAACUCUUUGACCUGAACCGGUACCCUGAGUACGUGUCAAGUGGCGGAGGCUUUGGGCCGGUUGCUGAUGAUGGCUAUGGUGUUUCUUACAUCAUGGUUGGAGAAAAUCUCAUCAACAUGCACAUUUCAAGUAAAUUCUCCAGCCCCGAGACAGAUUCUCACCGGUUUGGAAAACAUUUCCAACAAGCUAUGCUUGAUAUCCUUGCCCUGUUCAACUUGGACAAGAGGACCAGCAAGUAGCAGCAGACAUGGUGUCAGAGCUCGGAGGACCAGACCCCGACCCUGGGGCAGAUUGUUUUUGGUUGAUGCUGGGACAUGGUGUGGAACCAUAGAAUCAUUUUGAACACUGACACAUUCAUUGGCUCCUGGAGCCCUGUGUUGUUAUGUGGGUGCGUCAACACGUUCCCUGAGACAGCUCAGGCUGGGCAGGAGCCUCCAGGCGGAUGUCACUGAACAGGUCCUUUAAGGAGCUUGUUAUACCACUAUAAACUGCAUCCCAAAUUUUUGGUCUUAGGGUUACUGCAUGAGAUCAGGUAGAUAACUUCCUUUAUCUGCUCCAUCAUGAUCAUUACAUGGAGCUUUUAUUUUGAUUGUCUCUGAACAGUGCUUGAUCAUAAUUCUCAGGAUUGUUCACGUAUCAAUGCAGGUCCCAGCCAGCGUGGGGAGGCAUUAUAUUAUAGCUUCAAUGUUUCUAUCAGAAAGUUGUCUGACUUGGGGACUAGGGAAUCAAAUCCCUCCCUAAGACCCUACAUGGAAGUUUGUUGAUUUGGUGUGGAUAUUGUGUACAGAACCAAUGAAUGUAUUGCAGGUGAUUUUGGCUGUUAAGUGAAUAAAGAGCUGGGGACCAUU